Salvia miltiorrhiza (redroot sage) is the source of this 1029-nucleotide messenger RNA. RefSeq names its product zinc finger BED domain-containing protein RICESLEEPER 2-like. NCBI's taxonomy places the organism in Eukaryota, Viridiplantae, Streptophyta, Magnoliopsida, Lamiales, Lamiaceae. The record is from RefSeq and is a predicted model, not a curated record. The coding region runs from base 1 to 1029 and encodes 342 amino acids. The transcript has a single exon. Gene Ontology annotation, molecular function: protein dimerization activity; DNA binding.
AUGUUGAACAAAUUCUCUGAUGUUGUGCACCACUUAGGAAUUUCUGUGAAAAGGUUGAUCAUUGAUUGUCCAACUCGUUGGAAUUCUACAUAUGAGAUGUUACUUGAGGCAUAUAGAGUUAGAGAUGCAUUUCCUAUAUUUCAACAAAGAGAGCCUUCAUACCGUUGUUGUCCUAGCAUUGAUGAUUGGAUGAGAGUGAAGGAUGUCAUUGAUAUUUUAGAGAUCUUUUAUGAAGCUACUCAUGUGAUUUCUAGAGUUGAUUAUCCUACUUCUAAUGUCUAUCUUGCCGUCAUUUGGAGAGUCAAGCAUGUAUUGAAUGAAAAGGAAAAUCAUGUUGAUGAGUUCAUUAGAGUAAUGAUUAAAGAAAUGAAGAAGAAAUUUGACAAAUAUUGGGGAAGUUGCAAUCUUUUGAUGGCUAUUAGAGCAAUACUUGACCCUAGGUUCAAAAUGAGGUUGGUUGAUUUUGCUUUCCAUAAGAUAUAUAAUGAGGUUGAUGCACAUGCAAAUAUUAUGAAGGUUCGAGAUGCAUUGUAUAACUUGUACUUUGAGUAUGUUGAAGUUGAUAAUGCAAAAUCUCGAAAGGGUACUACUUCAGAAAGAUGUUCUGCUACAUGCACAAGCUCCACAUCUCAAGGAAAAUUAGUGCCUAGUGGUUUGUCUAUGUUUGAUGAGUAUCUAGACACUAUAGAGGUGAAUGGUCCUUUGAAAUCGGAGUUGGACAUUUACUUGGAUGAGGGGGUUGUUAGAAGUCAAGAUGGGGAUGGAGCUGUAGCCUCUGAGUUUGAUGCAUUAGCUUGGUGGAAAUCUCAAGAAUUGAAGUUCAAAAUUCUAUUCACUUUAGCUCGUGAUGUUUUGGCUAUUCCGAUAAGUACUGUUGCAUCAGAGGCCACAUUUAGUGCAGGGAGUCGAGUAUUAGAUCCUUACCGUUCAAGGUUAGGUUCUGAUAUGGUAGAGAUUUUAAUUUGUGGAGGAGACUGGAUUCGCCAACUUCACGGAAUCAAGAAGCCCAUUAUGUCACAUGUAAGUUAG